Lampris incognitus (smalleye Pacific opah) is the source of this 2316-nucleotide messenger RNA. RefSeq names its product zinc finger and BTB domain containing 10 (gene zbtb10). Gene Ontology annotation, molecular function: DNA-binding transcription factor activity, RNA polymerase II-specific; protein binding; RNA polymerase II cis-regulatory region sequence-specific DNA binding. The record is from RefSeq and is a predicted model, not a curated record. Gene Ontology annotation, biological process: regulation of transcription by RNA polymerase II. Lineage: Eukaryota; Metazoa; Chordata; Actinopteri; Lampriformes; Lampridae.
GGCCAAAGCGGAGGAGGAGGGGGGGAAGAACGGAAAAGACAAAAAUAAAAACGACGACCGUCCAUCUUAAUUCGGAAUAUUAACCCACACGAUUAACAAAAUUAGUGAAAGCUUUGACGGCGAGGAUACUCUUAAAGGAAGUGGAGAUUGGAAUAUAUGAAGAAAAUGUCCGGAGAGAGAAACCGCAGGACGCUGGCUUUCCGGGGAGGUGGAUUAGCGGUAACGGGUUCCAGCGGUGUCGGAGGGGGGAACGCCAACAGCAGGGAGGCCCCGGCCUGUCAAGACCGACACUUAAACGGUAACAGGCCGGACCAGGACGACGACGGGGACCUGGGGGCGAAGGGACCGUCGCAGAAGAGAGCCGAGGGAGCCGGGUCCGUCAGCGACAGCACAGAGCCCGACGCCGAGGAGGAAGAGGACCCGGAAGGCGGCAGCUUGGUAGCCGGCGACGACCGUGUCGGCUCGGUGGAAGUGGAAGCGGAGGACGAGUCCCGGGAAGGGAGCAGCUGGACGGCGGGGAACGGUCCGAACAGUGCGGGCUCCGCGAGCGGCGGCACCGGGUCGGAGGACGACAAAGGCGAGGCGGGCUCCAGGAAAUCCUGGGUAGAGAUGAGACCGCAGACGCUGCUCCAGAAACACUCUUUUUUCCACGCUUCGUGGCUGCAGGAGUUUCCCUGGCUGAGAUUUUGCCAGGAAACCGGACUCAUGUCUUGCUCGUGGUGUCACAACAUUGCCACUAAAAACAGCGACGAGCUGGUGAAAGGAAGCCGCAACUACAAACGGGCCUUGCUGCUGAGACAUCACCUGUCCUCCGAGCACGGCAGGAAUGAUCCCACCAAGCAGGAGACGGAGAGGCCAUCUGACAACACCAGCCCUUCCACUAUCCCCUCUGACGAGGACUACCGCAACAAACCCAAUGAGAACUCCUACUGUUACCAGCUUCUACAGGAGCUGGACAAGCAGCGCAAGGGCGGCAUUCUCUGUGACGUCAACAUUGUCGUCUCGGGCCAGGUGUUCCGCGCACACAAGAACAUCCUAGUGGCUGGUAGCCGCUACUUCAAGACCCUCUACUGUCUGACCAAUAGUGAGAGCCAAGACCAGACCACAGUCACGAACCUGGACGUGGCUGCCGUCCAGGGCUUUUCUGUCAUCCUUGACUUCCUCUACUCUGGAAACCUGCUGCUCACCAGUCAGAAUGCCAUCGAAGUGAUGACAGUCGCCAGUUACCUCCAGAUGACCGAGGUGGUGCAGUCAUGCCGGGCAUUCAUCAAGGACGCCCUGAACAUCAGCAUCAAGCAGGAGGCCCCUGACUCAGUGGUGGUGGACUACAACAAGGGGCGGACAGUUGCCAAAGAGGGACAGAAGGGUCCAGAGUGCAAGCCGAGCAAUUUCUGGGCCACUAGCAUCCUAUCCAAGCUGUCCAUCAAGGCAAGCAGUAGCACCAGCAACCAGGGAAAAGAGGCGCAGGAGGAAGAGGAAGUGGGCAGAGUGAAGGAGGAAACCAGCGAUGUGGAGGUGUCGAUGGGCAGAGGUGAGGGCUGUGCCCUGGGGACUUCCAGAGCCUCCGGCAGCUGGAUCCAUCACAAUGACAACUCAUCGGAUUCAGUGGAGGCCAACGACACGCGGACGGUGAGUGGCCCGGGGCAGGUGUUCGUCUGGAACGAGCCAGCUACUGGGGGUGCCGCGGCGGUGCCGGCGGCAAUAAAGCGAGAGGCACCGGAUACAGCAGCCAGGAGCGGACGGAGGAAAAAGCAGGCCACCACACGCCGCUUUGUAUACAACAUCCCACCAGAGCCAGAGGAGGGCUUCGACGAGGGCAUGUUCAUCCAGCCCUCUGCCUCCUACCCCCGAGAGGACUUCUCCUACCUCUCUGAGAAUGCUGAGCUGGCCAAUCAGAUCCCGUAUAGCCUCAUCCAAGACUCGCAGCAAGGAGAGUCCUGGGAGAAUGGCGAGUCGUCAGACAUAGCCCUCAAUAAGCUCAAGUGUCCCCACUGUAACUACAUAGCCAAGCACCGGCGCACUCUCAAGAGGCACCUGAUCAUCCACUCAGGCGUGCGCUCCUUCAGCUGCGACAUCUGCGGCAAGCUGUUCACACGCCGUGAGCACGUCAAGAGACAUUCCCUGGUGCACAAGAAGGACAAGAAGUACAAGUGCAUGGUGUGCAAGAAGAUCUUCAUGCUAGCUGCCAGCGUGGGCAUCCGCCACGGCUCACGGCGCUACGGCGUGUGCGUGGACUGCGCUGACUCCCACCAGGCCACCCAGGAGGGGCCUGGAGGCCAUGGAGGGCAUGGAGUUCGCCCGCGACGAUGACUUCGA